CAUUAAAUUAGGCAUAUGCUAGCAAGGGGGUGGAGGUAGGCCGCGGUUGAGCAAGCGGAAGACUCCCCAGCCCUGGAGGCGGCUCCGCCCUUUGCAGUCCCGACAAUGGCACGGCCGUUGUUGGACAUUUGCUGCCAGGAGGUUGCAGCCUGCCUGCUGAGAGGCGACGUGCCAGAGGGCUUCCCCAGGGAGGUCCCCGAGCCGGAGAUCUGUGUGCAAAUAUACAACAAUUACAUGAACAGGUUCAGUGCCGCAGGCCUGGACGACCACCCGGCACUGCUGCGCCACCUGCUAGCCCUGCAGGCGUUCGCCGAGGACUGGCACGUCCGGCAGCUGCGGCUGGCCCUGCCGCAGCCGCGCAGCCCCCGGUCCCUGACACAGCUGCGGCUAGUGUCCUCCCGGCUGCAGCACCUGCAGCUCAACUCCGCCACUUGGCUGCAGCAGCUCGACUGGCUACUGCUGGCUCCGCCGCCUGCGCCACCGGCCCAGGCGGCGCCGACUGCUGCUGGAGCCACAGGUGGCAUGGCGCAGCCGGUGCAGCCGCCACCGCUGACGUGCCUCAUCCUGCGGGACUGUGCGGCGCUGCAGCCACAGGCGCUGACGCCGCUAUCGCACCUGGCGCCCACACUGCGGCUGCUGGAUCUGAGCGGCGCGGCGGCACUGGACGACGGCGCCGCGGGCGUGCUGGCCUGCCUGAGGCACCUGGAGGUGCUCAACCUGAACUACACGGCUGUGGGUGACGCGACGCUGGCCGCACUCACCUACGGCGCCCGUGUGGCGGCCUGGGCGCGGACGCACGGCGCAGCGCCACCUCCGGAGGCGGCUGCCUGGCCCGAGCUGUCGGUGCAUCGCCUGCACCUGGCCGGGACGCGCGUCACGGCGGCGGGUGUGGCACAGCUGACAGACCUGCCGCGGCUGUCCUUCCUGGAUGUGCGUGGCGUGGGAGUGCCUAGGGCUACGCUGCGACCCCUGGAGUACCGCUUCAGCCUGUCACUGGUUCAGGGUGCGGUGCUGGCGACCUCCAACGCCCUGGCCGCGGCGCUCAUCAACCACUCGGAGCACACCGCCUGCGCCUGCCCGCCCGCCGACAUGGCCACACUGAUGGCGCAGGGCCAGGCCUCACCCGCUGCCACCUCGACCCGUACCCGCCGGCGGCAGCAGGCCGCUCGCCUGCGCGCAGCGCGCGGGCUGCAGGCGACGGGAGAGGACUUGUCAGUAGGAUUGCGGGAUGCGGCGGGAGCUCCGGCUGGUGCCGCCGUUAGCCAGCAGCCACCUGUCUUGCAUGCGGCAGCUGCCGGGCGGGCGGAGGCGGCCUGGGGUCCGACGAUGGGUCCUGGGUGGCAGCAGCAGUGGGCCACGUGCGGCAUCCAGCAGCUGGUUGACACUGUGGAGGCACUACUGCGGGCGGAAGGGCGCGCCUGAUUGGAAGCACAGCUGCCGCCGGUGAGUGGGGCUGGCGGACUCUGGGGGAGGCGGGUGGCGGGGGACUCAGUGUGUGUGUGUGUGAACCCCAUUCCGUGCAGCACCUGGGCUUGGAUUCGGCCACGGCA
Chlamydomonas reinhardtii is the source of this 1550-nucleotide messenger RNA. RefSeq lists its product as uncharacterized. The transcript is spliced from 7 exons. NCBI's taxonomy places the organism in Eukaryota, Viridiplantae, Chlorophyta, Chlorophyceae, Chlamydomonadales, Chlamydomonadaceae. The coding region runs from base 106 to 1422 and encodes 438 amino acids. The record is from RefSeq and is a predicted model, not a curated record.